Messenger RNA from Osmerus eperlanus (European smelt), 1304 nucleotides. RefSeq names its product leucine-rich repeat-containing protein 75A-like. The coding region runs from base 240 to 1304 and encodes 354 amino acids. The transcript is spliced from 6 exons. The record is from RefSeq and is a predicted model, not a curated record. Lineage: Eukaryota; Metazoa; Chordata; Actinopteri; Osmeriformes; Osmeridae.
AUCGUAAUUUUGAUCAUUUGAUUAGGUUUUUCCAUUUUGCGCCCUGCUAUCCACGCGGCUGUCUGUGUGGAAGUUAAACCGACAUCGUGUUUUAGUCCGCAGCUGGAUUUAUUCUGCGCGCACUUGAAAUCUGGAAGCGCCCGAAGAAAAUGAAGCGCAUCCUUUUCUUGUGGUUGACUGUGUGGCGACGACAACGAUGACCCAUAUACAAGAUUUGGAAACACUACUUAUGACGCAAAAUGGGGACUAAUCAAACGAAAGCAACCGGUUCGGACCUCGGGAGCUGCUCCCUGCUCGGUAUUUGGAGACGGACUCAGAGCUCGCUCCGGCGGCGUUCGUCCGGUGAACGUGUAGGACGCGUCUGGACUCCGCCACCGUACCAGCGGCGGGUCAGUCUGAUUCAGGAGGUGCUGGUUGCUGUCAAGGCUGGGAGACGAGAAGAGGCGACGGAGCUACUGAAGACACUCCGACAGGACCUUGGGAUGCAGGAUACGUCCAUGGAUGAUGUUCUGCAGAGCUGCACCAGCUUGGGGAACCUAGUGGACCCCAUCACUCACCAGCUCAUCCUCACCCUGGUCAGAUACAUACACUGCCCCAAGACGGAAGGAGAUUCUCUGAGUGCGAUGGAGAAGGUAUGUCGUCAACUGACCUACCACCUAAGCCCCCACUCCCAGUGGCGACGGCAAGGCCUCUUCGGGAACAAACCCCAGCCCAGCUUGAAGUCCAGCCUGUCUGGGCCUCCUGUAGGGGGAGCAGUCGAUCUCUCGGGCGUCCCCUUGAGCCUGCGAGACAUGGAGCUCCUCUCUGCCCACCUCAGGCUCCACUCCCCCCGGGUACGCAGCCUGGAGCUGGGCUUCACCGGACUGACCGACCGAGCCCUGCUCCUGCUGGUGCCUUCGCUGGCCACGCUGCCGGAGCUGGAGACCCUGGUGCUGAACGGUAACCGCCUGACCCGGGCCGUGCUGCGGCCCCUCACAGAUCUCCUGGCUGACCCGGCCUACUUCCCCGCCCUCACCUGGAUGGAUCUGGGCAACAACGAGGACAUCUUCUCCCUGCCGCAGGCCUUCCUCAAGGGCCUGAGGAGACGCUGCCCCGCGCAGGGACGCCUGCCCACCAUCCAGGAGCAGGGAGAGGACCAGGGAGAGGACCAGGGAGAGGACCUCCACACAGCCCACAGGAACAGACCAGUAAAGGGUAGACUGGUUGGCUCUGUGGAGGUUGGGAGAAGAGGGAAACGACACAGGAAGUAUUGGAUCUUCCGAGAUGAACUCAUCCAAUCAGGAAUGUGUCUGAUUACCAGGUAA